Messenger RNA from Cladocopium goreaui, 1086 nucleotides. The record is from the annotation of a GenBank genome assembly. Lineage: Eukaryota; Dinophyceae; Suessiales; Symbiodiniaceae.
CAGAACACAUCAGAACACCAGUAGUGCCGAGAGCCAUGGCAGCGAUAGGGGCGUUGUUAUCUGCCCAUCAUGGCUUGGGAUACUUGGCCAUCCAUGCUGGACAAUUUGGAGCUCAGCCGCUGCUCUCCAGACGUUUUGUGACACCAGGGACGCCUGCCACAUCACUGGUACUCGCUGCUGAAGCGGCCAAAGUCAUCGGUUGCAUGGGCAUGCUGAAGGCCGAAGGUCGCGUCGAGGAGGCGUUCAAGGAUUGGUCCUUCCAAGGCUUUCUCUUCGCAGCAGGAGUCCCGUCGAUUACUUAUUUAGUCCAGAACGUAUGCCUCCAGGUGGCAUACCAAAAGCUGGAUGGCAUCGUAUUCAACAUCCUGAAUCAGACGAAGAUGCUCUUCACUGCUUUGUUUGUCUUUCUGAUUGUUGGAAGACGGCAGUCCAGAGUCCAAUGUUUGGCACUGGUGAUCCUCACAGCGGCUGGAAUGUUGGUCAGCUACUCGGAAGUGCCGGACCGGACCGCCAAGUCAAGAAGCUUCGAGAGUUUUGCUUUGGGUUCUUGCUGCAUUCUGCUGGGGUCUGCUCUGUCCGGUUUAGGUGGUGCCAUUGCUGAGUGGGUUCUGCAGAGGAAACGACGGGACAGUUACCUCUUUAGUUCGGAGAUGGCAGUGCUCGGCAGCGCUGUGAUCUUAAUAAAUCAUUGGACGAAUUCAUCUUCAAGUGACGGCCUGUUUCAGAACUGGACGCGUUACACGUUGAUCCCUGUGAUUACCCAGGGCUGGGGUGGCAUUGUCGUGGGUCUGAUCUCCAAGACCGCUGGCAGUGUGCGAAAAGGCUUUGCCAUCAUGGUGGGUCUGAUUCUGUCCUGUGUCUUGAAGUGGUUGGUCGAGGGCGAGUCGCUGCGUUGGUCCACAUUUGUGGCUGUGCCACUCGUCGCCGUGAGCAUCUAUCUGCAUGCAAAGUACCCUCCAGCUGCAAAGCAGGCGUAAGGAGGGACGUCUGAUCCCCUGCGUAGGCGCAGGGAGCGCAGGCACCCCCAGGCGAGCGCAGGCGAGCCGCGAAAACAGUGCGCCAAGCUGCGGAGCGGGUGAAAGCUGC